This is a messenger RNA of Staurois parvus, 305 nucleotides long. Lineage: Eukaryota; Metazoa; Chordata; Amphibia; Anura; Ranidae. The record is from the annotation of a GenBank genome assembly.
AUAUAUAUAUAUAUAUAUAUAUAUAUAUAUAUAGACACACACACCCGGGAUUCUCAACAAGGCAGGUUGAGGGGCUCCAGGGUACUUGUUUGAUGCAGAGGAAACUGGCUUUUCACUUUCCUCAUUUGUUUGUAAAGUCCAUUUUGGGACCUGGAGCCUGGAGAUUACAAAGUGAUUUGGGAGGGAUGAAAUCUCCAAUCCUGGAACCAGGUUUUGGGAAUGGCCAGGAUACUGAUUGGUCAGGUGUGUGUGUCUCUCUUCUAGAGUCAGGACCAGGGAUCUGGGCUCCAUCCUCCCGAGAGGAG